CCUUGGGCCCCCGCCCAGCAGGCGCCGCCGGAUUUCCCCUCCAAACUGACACUGCUACAGUACAAGUACAAGUACUCCGCAGACCCGUGCAGCACAGUAUUUCCCACUGGCUAUUCAGUGCCACAUCACCAAUCAUCAAUCAUCAUGGACCCUUCAGGUGCUACUGGAGGCCCGUCGCAGGCCCAGCCACGCCCGCGCAAGCGCGCUCGCACUGCCCGCGCCUCGGAAGCUGGAAAUGCGGCUGCUGGGUGCCCGUUGGCCCCCGUCCCACAAGCAACCCAGGGCUGGGGUCACCACAGUCAGACCGUGCGUGCGCCCGUCGACACCGUGCCCACUCAACAACAACAACCUCCUUUUCCGUCGCAGCAACUCGAUAGAUCGCACCAGCAUCAGGUCGCAGACGCCGACGGAUUGAUGAACGGCUACAGCGGCGUCCCGCAGCAUACUCAAUACCCCGAUCCGCAAUCAACGCUCGCCCCCGCUACGCAGCCGGACAGUUCGGGCCUCAGCAGUCUGAGCGCACUUGCCGGCGAUCACCAGCACCAACAACACGCGCAGCAGGGCCAGCAGCACCACCAAGCCCAACAGCAACAGCAGCAGCAACAGCAACAGCAACAGCAACAGCAGCAGCAGCAGCAGCAGCAGCAGCGAGGGGCCAACAAGCCCGAUCGAAUCAUCUUCCAACAUCAGUACGGCGCGCCUCAUCCCGGCAGCAAUUCGUCUCCGACAUCCGUGGCGAACCCGUCAUCCGCGUCGGCUGGCUACAACAUUCCGCAGUGGACAGUGCCCGACACCAACACUGCGCCGCAACAACAACAGUCUUCUGCACCGUCGUCUUCUUCGAUGCCUCCGCAGUCGCCCGCCUUGGGCUCUUCCGCGGGCUUAGCGCCCCCGCCUGAGGGCAUCUACCGCUCUUUCGACGAUCUGCUUUCGUCGGUGCAGCGGACCGCAAAGGAGCAGGGAUACAGCAUUGUGAAACUGCGCGCAAGCAACUAUCGUGAUGGUAAACCGACGCGCUACGAUCUGGUGUGCGACCGCGGCGGCGUCAAGUACAGCAGCACCGCCAAGAAACGCAACCCCAGCACUCGCAAGGUCGACUGCCCGUGGCGCGCUAAGGCAGUGUGCGAGGUGAAU
Messenger RNA from Thermothelomyces thermophilus ATCC 42464, 1134 nucleotides. RefSeq lists its product as uncharacterized. The transcript has a single exon. The record is from RefSeq and is a predicted model, not a curated record. The annotation marks the transcript as partial. NCBI's taxonomy places the organism in Eukaryota, Fungi, Ascomycota, Sordariomycetes, Sordariales, Chaetomiaceae.